Molecule: messenger RNA, 1076 nt
Organism: Eriocheir sinensis (Chinese mitten crab)
Lineage: Eukaryota; Metazoa; Arthropoda; Malacostraca; Decapoda; Varunidae
Product: cyclin-O-like
Exons: 8
Coding region: 102-1076 (324 amino acids)
Biological process (GO): mitotic cell cycle phase transition; regulation of cyclin-dependent protein serine/threonine kinase activity
Cellular component (GO): nucleus; cytoplasm; centrosome
Molecular function (GO): cyclin-dependent protein serine/threonine kinase regulator activity
Source: RefSeq, a predicted model, not a curated record
UCUCAGCGAAGCGCGCCAGGAUCUUGGAGACGCAGCCGUGGGAGACGAGGAGGUGCCUGGAGAUGUCACAGGGGCGGUAGCCGAGGAGGGCCAGCUGUAGAAUGCGCCAGCGGGUCACGGCAGGCUUGCUUCCAUCGGCGCGGCGGGUCACGAACGGGGGGACACACAUCGGAGACACACAGAGACGCGCGGCCACCAUGGAGCAACCAAUGGACGUGGAGGGACCCCACGAGGCCCCCCAGCAACCCCCGGGAGAGGACCCUUCCUCCAUGGACCCCCUGGAGAUGCUCGGCUUCGACAAGAGCUCCCGCCGAUCCUCGCUGGGGGCAGACUCCGUGCUGGACCAGGACUUCUGCGAGGAGGGCCCCGAGGUGGACGGCGCCGCCUCCCUUACGCCCCUGGAGACGGUGGUUGGCCUGCAGUACGCCGACGACAUCUUCAUUAACAGACGGGCGGCGGAGGCCCAUUACCACGUGCAGAACUGCAUGGUGGACCAGCCCCAGGUCACCCGACACAUGCGCUGCACCCUGGUCCACUGGCUGAUAAAAGUGAGUCAGCAGCUUCAGUUCGGCGCCGAGACCGUCUUCGUCGCGGUUGGCCUCAGCGAUCGGUUCCUGGCCACCACGCCCCUCGCUCAGGACUGUCUGCAGCUCCUGUCCCUCUGCGCUCUCUUCGUGGCGGCCAAGAUGGAGGAGAGCGUGCUGCCGCGAGUGAGUGAGCUAGCGAGCAUUUGCGGGGGCACCUACAAACACCACCACUUCAGACGUAUGGAGGUCCUGCUACUCUCCAAGCUAGAGUUCGCUCUCUACGUCCCCACCAGCUGGUACUUCCUGAACCACCUGGCUCUGAAGGCGGCGCAGAAGGGAACUAUGGACAGACGUGUGUUGGGGGUGGCCCGCUACAUCGCCGAGACGUCCCUGGGGAGCUACGACAUCACCCAGCACCGGGCCAGCGUACAGGCGACGGCGGCCCUUCUCUCCGCCCUGUCCCUCCUGCCCUGCCCCGGCCUCUACGACACCCUGCAGGAGCUGUUGGAUGAACUGUACUUGAGCCUCAUACGACCUCUCUACACUUAG